Molecule: messenger RNA, 1323 nt
Organism: Aspergillus luchuensis
Lineage: Eukaryota; Fungi; Ascomycota; Eurotiomycetes; Eurotiales; Aspergillaceae
Gene: SUB2
Product: ATP-dependent RNA helicase SUB2
Exons: 5
Coding region: 1-1323 (440 amino acids)
Biological process (GO): mRNA export from nucleus; mRNA splicing, via spliceosome
Molecular function (GO): RNA helicase activity; RNA binding; ATP binding
Source: RefSeq, a predicted model, not a curated record
AUGUCUCACGAAGAGGAUCUCAUCGACUACUCCGACGAGGAGCUUCAGACCACUGACGCGGCGGCCACCACCGCUGCCCCCGCCUCUAACGGAGAGGCUAAGAAGGGCGACUUGACAGUUUCUGGCGGCCGUCCGGACAAGAAGGGUAGUUACGUCGGUAUUCAUUCGACCGGUUUCCGCGACUUUUUGCUCAAAGAGGAACUCCUACGUGCCAUCACCGAUUGCGGUUUCGAACAUCCAUCGGAGGUCCAGCAAGUCUGCAUUCCUACCGCUAUCCUGAACGUCGAUGUUCUCUGCCAGGCCAAGUCUGGUCUCGGAAAGACCGCGGUCUUCGUUUUGACCACCCUGCACCAGCUGGAACCGGUUCCUGGCGAGUGCUCUAUCCUUGUUAUGUGCCACACCCGCGAGUUGGCAUACCAGAUCAAGAACGAGUACGCUCGUUUCAGCAAGUACCUUCCCGAUGUCAAGACUGCCGUCUUCUACGGAGGUACCCCCAUCCAGAAGGACGUUGAGUUGCUCUCCAACAAGGAGUCCUACCCCAACAUUGUUGUCGGUACUCCCGGUCGUCUGAACGCCUUGGUCCGCGACAAGAAGCUUUCUCUGCGCAACGUCAAGGCUUUCGUUCUCGAUGAGUGUGAUAAGAUGCUGGACCAGAUUGACAUGCGUCGUGAUGUCCAGGAGAUUUUCCGUGCCACCCCUGCCGACAAGCAGGUCAUGAUGUUCAGUGCCACUCUUUCUCAGGAUAUCCGCCCCGUGUGCAAGAAGUUCAUGAGGAACCCUCUCGAAGUCUACGUCGAUGACGACACGAAGCUUACGCUGCACGGUCUGCAGCAAUACUACAUCAAGCUCAGCGAAGCGGAGAAGAACCGCAAGCUGAACGAGCUCCUGGACAGCCUGGAGUUCAACCAGGUUAUCAUCUUCGUUAAGAGCACCCUGCGUGCGAAUGAGCUCGACAAGCUGUUGCGCGAAUGCAACUUCCCUAGUAUCGCGGUGCACUCUGGUGUCAGCCAGGAGGAGCGUAUCAAACGCUACAAGGAGUUCAAGGAAUUCAACAAGCGUAUCUGUGUCGCCACUGACGUGUUCGGACGUGGUAUCGAUAUUGAGCGUAUCAACCUUGCCAUCAACUACGACUUGCCGGCUGAUGCCGACUCCUACCUGCACCGUGUCGGUCGUGCGGGUCGUUUCGGUACCAAGGGUCUGUCGAUCUCCUUCGUCAGCACCGAGGAUGACGAGAAGGUGCUCAAGGAUAUUGAGAAGCGCUUCGAGGUUGCCCUUCCUGAAUACCCCGAGGGCGGUGUUGACUCGAGCACUUACAUGGCCUAG